Mycotypha africana is the source of this 2199-nucleotide messenger RNA. RefSeq names its product fimbrin. Bases 129 to 1988 code for a protein of 619 amino acids. The transcript has 6 exons. Gene Ontology annotation, cellular component: cytoplasm; actin filament; actin filament bundle. Gene Ontology annotation, molecular function: calcium ion binding; actin filament binding. Lineage: Eukaryota; Fungi; Mucoromycota; Mucoromycetes; Mucorales; Mycotyphaceae. The record is from RefSeq and is a predicted model, not a curated record. Gene Ontology annotation, biological process: actin filament bundle assembly; actin filament network formation.
CAACAAAUGCCCAAAAAUCCACUGUUCCGCCCAGAAACAAAAAAAAAAAAAUUGGGAAUUUCCGUUUUCAUUCAACUCUUUUUCUCUUUUCCAUUCAAACAAUUUUAAACAAAAUAAACGUCUGAAAAAUGGUCCUUAACGCUUUUAUGCUUCAAAGAAGAUAUCCACAAUUACAAGUGAAUGAUAUCAACAAUUUGAUAGAUCGUUUCGGCGAAAUCGAUUUGGAUCAAGAUGGCUACCUUGAUCAAAAGGAAAUUCAACAAGCCUGUAAGGAAACUGGUUAUAGUGAUAACUAUGAUGAAAUUCGUGCUACACUCAAAGACGUCAGUACCAAUGCCUCUGGUAAGAUUGAUGUAGAAGAAUUUAUUGAGCUUGCUGCCAAGCUAAAGGAAGGUAGAAAUAAAGGAGCUUUCGACGUACAUCAAAACAAAAUUAAAGUGCACGGUUCAAAUGCCAACGUCACCCAUACCAUCAACGAAGAUGAACGUACUGAAUUUACCAGACAUAUCAACGGUGUGCUUGCCGGUGAUGCUCACAUCGGUCAUCGUCUACCUAUUCCUUUGCACACAAUGCAACUUUUUGAUGAAUGUAGAGAUGGUCUCAUUUUGUGUAAGUUGAUCAACGACGCUGUCCCUGAUACCAUUGAUGAACGUGUUUUGAAUACUGGCAAAAAGAUCAACAACUUCCAAAUGGUGGAAAACAAUAAUAUUGUCAUCAAUUCAGCAAAGGCCAUUGGCUGCUCAGUAGUCAAUAUAGGCUCUACUGACAUUAUUGAAGGUCGUGAACAUUUAAUUUUGGGUCUAAUUUGGCAAGUUAUCAAACGUGGUCUUUUAAGCAAGAUCGAUAUUAAGCAACAUCCUGAAUUGUACCGUCUUUUGGAAAAUGAUGAAACACUUGAAGAUUUGUUGAAAUUACCACCUGAUCAAAUUUUAUUAAGAUGGUUCAAUUAUCAUCUGAAGGCUGCUAAUUGGGAAAGAAGGGUGGCCAACUUUUCUAAAGACGUUGCUGAUGGUGAAAACUACACUGUCUUGUUAAAUCAACUCAAACCUGAAGUUUGUUCUCGUGCUCCUCUUCAGGAGCGUGAUGUACUUCGUAGAGCCGAAAUGGUCUUGGAUAAUGCUGAAAAGAUCGAUUGCCGUAAAUACUUGACACCGAAGGCUUUGGUGGCUGGUAAUCCCAAGCUGAACUUGGCUUUCGUUGCUCAUUUAUUCAAUACCCAUCCUGGACUGGAACCUUUGUCUGAAGAAGAAGCUCCUGAAAUUGAGGACUUUGAUGCGGAAGGUGAAAGAGAAGCUAGAAUGUUUACACUUUGGUUAAACAGCUUGAACGUUGAUCCUGGUGUAUAUAAUUUAUUUGAAGAUUUACAGGACGGGUUGAUUUUAUUACAAGCUUUUGAUAAAGUAGUCCCUGGUAGCGUCAAUUGGCGCAAAGUCGGCAAAAAUCAGCCUCUUUCUAGAUUCAAGCAAAUUGAAAACUGUAACUAUGCUGUUUUACUUGGUCAAGAGCUCAAGUUUUCUCUUGUUGGUAUUCAAGGCUCAGAUAUUGUUGACGGUCAGAGAACUCUGACUUUAGGACUUACAUGGCAAUUGAUGCGUGAAAAUAUCAUUCAAACUUUGAAAUCACUUACAAAGGAUGGUCGUUCUGUUACUGAUCAAGACAUGAUUCGCUGGGCUAAUGAUACCGUACAGCGUGGCGGAAAGCAAUCAAAAAUGAACUCAUUCAAGGAUAGGGCUCUCAGUACCGGUAUCUUCUUUUUGGAUGUAUUGAAUGGUAUUAAGCCUGGUUAUGUCGACUACAACCUUGUGACUAGGGGUACAACUGAAGAAGACGCUUUCAACAAUGCUAAACUUGCUAUUUCUAUUGCUCGUAAAUUGGGUGCUACCAUCUUCUUGGUACCAGAAGAUAUUGUUGAAGUGAGAAGUAAAAUGAAUCUGACAUUCAUCGGUAGUCUAAUGGUUGUCGACAGAGAAAUCAAUCACACCUCAUGAAUUAUCUAACUCUCAUUAAAUACAAACGUACUAUUAUACUCAUCUUGCUAUCUUAGGUAUCUAACGUCUAAUUUUCCUAUAUCUAUUCUUAAAUAAAAACAACCUUGUACAUUACAGCUUAUUGCAUAAUGAAAUCCACCAAAUUUAAAAAUAUGGCCCUUUGAACGUGAGAUCUGCACUUAUGUCAAAGCAUAUGCAUUAAAUGUGACGU